CAGGUGCCCAAUACGACACGCGACAGCAGCACCUCGGUCUCUGCUGCUCGUCCUCCUCCUCCUCCUAGAGUUCUAGUAGUAGUCAUCCCUUCCUCUCCGCCACCGCUCUUCCUUGGCAGAUUGCUCUGACUUCGCUUCUGGCGUUAUCCUUCCUCCCUACUGCUCCUCCUCCUAGUAGCCAUCCUUUCCACUCCGCCGUGCGCGACACUGUCUAUCACCACCAUAGUCAUGCCGCAGCUCGAUCUGCUGCUCCCAAGCGCAGCCACCUCGUCCCCGACCCCGAGCUCCUUCUUCGUCGACGACCGAAUUCACGACCAGGACCCCGUCACCCCCCUACCUUCUUUCCCCCGUCAUCUCCCUCUUCCCUUCUUCUCUGUUUCUCCCGUUUACUCUCAUCUCCCUCUAUCUCUCUUCCUCUUUGUUACAGCCUUACAGGGAGGCCGCCAUGGACGCCCGGGGUCCUCCGCUCCGACCCUCGCUGUGGCGGCUCUGCCGACGUCGUCGCCUAAGUGAGCAGCAGCAGCACCGUGACGAAGACUACCAUGCCCGCUGCAGGAGCUUCGAGCCGACCCCCGCAACAUGGAGACCGCCGCCGCCCUUCCGACAUCGAGAAUCGCCAGAUCCGGCCCGUCUCCGACCUGCCUCGCCGUCCUUCGCCCGUUCCGACGUCUCCCCGGCGCUAGGAGCUCAGGCGAGCGCAGCCACAAGACCCUGACUUCUCUGCCCCAGAUCCCGCCAUGGUGGUCGUCGCCUCUCCGUCUCUAUCUGUCCAUCGCCGGAUCCACGCUGGUGUCCUCCAGGGACCCGCCAUGGAGGUUGCCGCCUCUCCCGUCUCGAUCCGUCCGCCGCCGGAUCGACGAGGGAGCAGCCGAGAUCCGCCGCCCAUUCCGCGACGCCUCGGCCGGCAGGAAGGCCAAAGGCCUCGCCAAGCAGCAGGAGGACUUGCGGCUAGGCUCGCCUGCCGCAAGCGCGCCCGCGAGCUCACCCCCGUGCCGGCCAAGGCCACCUUUGGUGACUUUCAUGUCCGCCGCGCUCUCGUACGCCUGCCGCGACGCCAAGUCCGCCGCGCUCUCGUACGCCUGGCGCGACGCCAGGGGCUUUUUUGCAAAAACGAAACGUUAUAUCAGGAACACACUGAAAAUAGGACUGCGGGUUUAUUUCAAAGAAACAGAGGGGCUUUUUCGCAAAAACGCCGACGACGUACGGGCAGAAGCACUCCGUGCUUUAUUAGUAGGGAAAGAUGUUUGUGUUUGAUCUUUCAAUAAUUGAACAUAAUUCAUGUCCAAUCAGUGCAUCUGUAAAUCUAUCCAAAAGGGGUUUCCUAUCUUCACUAACAUAUAAUGGAAGCGUGUCAGACUUAAUGCCACAAAUAUUAAACA
This is a messenger RNA of Triticum aestivum (bread wheat), 1379 nucleotides long. RefSeq lists its product as uncharacterized. The record is from RefSeq and is a predicted model, not a curated record. Bases 580 to 1254 code for a protein of 224 amino acids. The transcript has 2 exons. Lineage: Eukaryota; Viridiplantae; Streptophyta; Magnoliopsida; Poales; Poaceae.